AUGGAGGUAUCUUGCAUUGACGAUGAUCAAUGUGUCUAUUACGAAGCGGAGGACAUCAACUCCAUUUGUUUAAAUGGCAUUUGCCAUUGCCACAACAACAAAACGAAUAUGAAGACCUUCUGCAAACCGAAGACUCUCCGUAGAAAUAAUAUAAUCGGCGGGAACUGUCCAUGUAAAAUACCAGAUGCCAAAUGUAAUCUACUGGAAAAUAUCUGUUAUUGCAUAGAGGAUUAUGUGCCCACGAAGGACCGAAGGCGGUGUAUUCCAAAGGAAGUACCAUUAGGUGAAAUAUGCGCGACGGACGAACAAUGUCUCGCCUCGAGCAUUUUCAGUCACUGUGCCAAUAAUACGAACCGUUGCACCUGUAAUGAUGACUUUCAGAGGAAAGGUACCACCUGCCUGGCGAAAACUGCUCCGAAAGUGCUUGGACUCAAGUGCACUGUUGAAAAUAACUGCACAGAACAUGGAUCGCACAAGAUUUGUUUACAAGACAUUGAUGAGUGUGUAUGCGAACAAGGCUAUGUACGCGCUAACGACUCAAAAGAUUGUCUACCAGGAAAAAGAAUUGGAGAGAAUUGCGUCGUUACGCAGCAAUGCAAUAUAAAGAUGGGACCCGGAGCUGUGUGUGAAGAUGGCAAGUGCCGCUGUGAGGAGGAAUAUGCGGUGGUAAAGAAGCAAAGUGAUGCCAGUCCUAAGGAAUUAAUUUGCGAGCGCUUAGUGCAAAUUGGUCAAUAUUGUAGUCACCACGGACACUGUCACAAUGGACAUCUCAUCGAGAAGGAGCAGUUGUUGCAAUGCGAACACGGUGAAUGUGUCUGUCGUUUUGGCAAUAAAAAUCAAGAGCCUUGCAGUACCUCCAUGGCCAAUAGAGUAAUGGCAUACAAUAUUUGUUCAUGGCUGAUGUUGGCGGCAGCAGUUUUGCAUUGCCUUACGUUGGGAUGUGGAUUUAGAAAAUAUUGAAAGUUUACAAAUGUAUAUGAAAGAAAAAUUUACUAUUUCGUUGAAUUUAUUAUGUUAUAUAUUUCUUGUUACUGUUAAGCGAUUACAUACAAUGAAUUUUUGAGGUGAAUAUAUUUGAAAGAUAACCACAAAAUUUGCUUAUUUCAAAUUUGUUGGGCAUUCCUUGGAUGCUUCCUAAAGGGCAUUUUAUUCGAUAAUAACGCUC
Messenger RNA from Rhagoletis zephyria (snowberry fruit fly), 1165 nucleotides. RefSeq names its product multiple epidermal growth factor-like domains protein 10. The record is from RefSeq and is a predicted model, not a curated record. Lineage: Eukaryota; Metazoa; Arthropoda; Insecta; Diptera; Tephritidae.